Messenger RNA from Xiphias gladius (swordfish), 2045 nucleotides. RefSeq names its product CD166 antigen homolog. Gene Ontology annotation, cellular component: plasma membrane. The record is from RefSeq and is a predicted model, not a curated record. Bases 237 to 1949 code for a protein of 570 amino acids. Gene Ontology annotation, biological process: cell adhesion. The transcript has 16 exons. Lineage: Eukaryota; Metazoa; Chordata; Actinopteri; Istiophoriformes; Xiphiidae.
CUCGCAAUUACCUGUUCCACCAGAACUGACGUGAGCGCGAGUUGCCGAGCACGUUGCCACGUUGGGAGAAGAGCCAAAACUGACCUGAAGUACCUUUCCGGGUUCGCGAGGACCGUUUACAUUUAAUCCACCUCUGAUAAGAAAAGACAAAAAAAAAAAAAGAAACUCAGCCAGGUGGGCUUUAACGAACCUCUGAAACAACCAGAACCGACAGAGGAUCUGACAGACCGGCAAGGAUGCACUUGUUGUCCGCCAGCUGCGUGUGCGCCCUCCUCAUCGCCGCGCUCCUCCCGAGCCGAGUCAGCGGUUUGGAGACUGUUAUCGGCCUGUAUGGGGAAACACUCGAGAUCCCGUGCAACAAUGGGGCCAUAAAAGCAGAAGACGUCCUCAUCACUAAAUGGAAAUAUGACAAAGGAGAGGGACUUCCAGGAGACCUGCUGGUCAAGCAGAAAAACCAGAAUGUCUCAAUCAGCGCCACUGAUGAAUACAAGGGCCGCGUGAGCAUGGCGGCAAACUCCAGCCUGCUGCUUUCUGCAGCCAAGCUGGCCGACCAGCGGACUUUCACCUGCAUGGUGGUGACCGGUGCAGACAUCACAGAAUAUCCAGUUAAUGUGGUGAUCUACAAGAUGCCAGCCAGCCUGGAGAUCUCUGACAAAGCGGAUGAACUAGAGAUUGGCAGACUUACCGAGCUAGGAACAUGUGUUGCACAGGAAGCAAAUCCAGCUGUAAACAUCACAUGGUCAAAGAACAAUAAACUUCUGGUGGCUGAUGGGAAAGGGGUUUCCAUCCAGGCCUCGGUGCUGGUAGACCCCGUCACUGGCCUCUCAACCACUUCCUCUAUACUGGAGUACUCGGCCGAGAAGGAAGACACGGACGCCAAAUUCACCUGCAGCACUCAGCACAUCGUGGGCGCAGAGCUGGUUUCCUCUCCAGUGACCUUCACAAUCACCUACUCCACAGAGAACAUCGUCCUUCAGGCCAUUGCUCAGGACCCUCUAGUUGAAGGAGACAAUGUGACUCUGAAGUGUGUUGCAGAUGGAAACCCGGCUCCUACCAGCUUUAACUUCCACCUUAAGGGAGAAUUGGUGAAAGUGGAAAACGCAGAUACUUACACCAUCACGAAUGUCUCGCGUGACACCACUGGUGAAUACAAAUGCUCUCUCAUUGACAACCCCACGCUGGAAGCAUCUGAGGACAUCACAGUCAACUACCUAGACAUCAAUUUAAACCCCUCUGGGAAUAUUAUCAAGAGUGCUGGUGAGGCCUUAGAUUUAACUUUCCAGAUUGAUGCUUCUGGAGAAUCAAAGGUCUCCUGGACAAAGGAUAAUGUUAAACUGGACAAAGAGCCCAAGUUUACCAAGCUGACUUACUUGGACUCUGGCCGCUAUGAGUGCAAGGUGACGAUGGGGCUCCUCAGCCGAAAAGCUUCUUUCGAGCUGCUUGUUGAAGGUGCUCCAGUAAUCAGACAGCUGUCCAAGCAGCGCGGUGAAGAUGGCCAACAUAAAGUCUUGAUUUGUGAAGCUGAAGGUUCCCCGAAGCCAGCUGUGUCCUGGAGCAUCAAUGGCACCUCGCCUGAGGAGAGUCCCUACAUCAAUGGGAAGAUAACACACAAGAUCACAGUUGUGCCCUCUGCAAAUCUAACUGUCUCUUGUACAGUGACCAAUGAGUUUGGCAUGGAUACCAAAGCUAUAAAUGUGUCAUCCUUAUUUGUGGAGGUGAGAGUGGAUAAACAAGACCAAUUGGAGGAUAGUGACCAAACCAAAUUGGUGGUUGGAGUUGUAGUCGGUCUGCUUGUCGCCACUAUGGUUAUAGGCCUGGCAUACUGGGUCUACAUGAAGAAAUCCAAGCAAGGCAGCUGGAAGACUGGUGAAAAGGAGAACGGGUCUUCUGAGGAGGAGAAAAAACUGGAGGAGAAAGUGGAGGAGAACAGCCAAAAAGCUGAGGUGUAAAGAAACAGCAAACAUCCUUUCGGAAUGUGAAAGUGAGAACAUGGAACUUUUGCACAUUUCUCUUCACCUCUGUCUUUAGGGAAAAAAAAAAAAAAA